Molecule: messenger RNA, 789 nt
Organism: Aspergillus fumigatus Af293
Lineage: Eukaryota; Fungi; Ascomycota; Eurotiomycetes; Eurotiales; Aspergillaceae
Source: RefSeq, a predicted model, not a curated record
AUGUCUGUUUACGUUGUCACUGGAGUGUCUAGAGGGAUUGGGUUCGAGUUCCUCAGGCAAAUUUCAGGAGACCAGAAAAACCUAGUCAUUGGUCUGGUGCGCGACAAAGCUGCAACUGAGAAGAAGAUAGCUGCAGAGCUGGGAAACCGUGCAAAUGUCCACAUUCUCUAUGCGGACCUUACUAAUUAUGCCACACUGAAGCAAGCUGCUGCUGACGCGGCCGAGAUCGUCGGCGAGCGUGGCGUUGACUACCUUGUGGCCAACGCAGGGUUGGUGCCCUCCUUGGACGCUUAUGGACCGAUCGGUGCAUUAAGCGACAAGGUCGAGGAGCUCGAGGCUGUUUCAUCGCAGCUAUGGCAGACUAAUGUCGUUGGUAAUAUCCAUCUCUUCCACCUCUUCCUCCCCCUUGUCUUGAAGGGCAAGAUCAAGAAGGUCAUUACCAUUUCCACCGGUGUGGCCGACCUCGACUUGACCAACGACUACGAGAUUGAUACUGGUGCUUUAUACGCUGCCUCCAAGGCCGCCAUGAACAUGAUUGUGGCCAAAUUCAACGCGCAAUUUAAGAAAGAUGGUGUGUUAUUCAUGAGUAUCAGCCCAGGCUUGGUGGAGGUGGGCCGCUACACAGAUGCAUAUGCGCCUCAUUUCAAGGGCCCAAUCACUCCGCAAGAAUCUGUUCGACAUGCCAGAUCGACAUGGGAAAAGGCAAGCAUCGAGGGCGGAUCUGGUACUCCGCAUGAGAUAGAAGUAUCCCAUCAAUUCGCCCGCUUCUAUGUUCCUUGGCAUGUGUAA